Molecule: messenger RNA, 1035 nt
Organism: Fulvia fulva
Lineage: Eukaryota; Fungi; Ascomycota; Dothideomycetes; Mycosphaerellales; Mycosphaerellaceae
Exons: 2
Coding region: 1-1035 (344 amino acids)
Source: RefSeq, a predicted model, not a curated record
AUGUCCCUCCCCCAAGACCUCCUGACUCGGCUGGAGAACAUUAAUCUCGACAAAGAGCGUCCACAUCCACUCCUCUCCCGCCAUAUCCUGACCCUCCACUAUCCUUGCCCAAGUCUCAUCAUCCACGACAAGAACACUUUGAUCUACCUCGAUGAGCCCUCAGAUCUAGACUUCCGACCUGAUCCACAGGAAGUGCUCGAUCAGAUCGAAGACAUUGACACCAACUUCUUUGCAGUGCUCAGGCCGCCAGCAGAACGCCGCACCAGACGCGACGCAAAAGGAAAUGAUCUCGUCGCUGCGAUUGACUACAUAUCGAGACGACCAGGCACGGCAAGGCUCGAAGCAGUGCGAUGGUUCGAUAAGCAAUGGGGAGAUGUCAGGACGAAAUUCUGGCUAGCAACGGAGUCUGGUGAAGAUCGUCAUGCGAGGACGUAUGUGCUGACGGAGGCUCAGUGGCAGGACUUGCUAAGGAGCAAGGACGAGCUGCCCUGGGUUAGAGUUCUCGCGCAUCUGGUGAUGAGGUCCUCGGUCGCGGCACUUAAACAUGUGCAUGAUCGACUGGCAACUGUUGAUGCUAGGAGAAUCUCAGAUGCUAAAGUCAGCAAGGAGUGGAACUCGUUCGCACCUCUGUUCUCACACACCGAGGGCGUGGAGGAGGUGCGAUUCGCCGAAUUGGCGGCGGAAGUCUUAGCUUUCGUUGAAAAGCAAAGAAUGUUUGAAGAGCUUGAUGGCAUAGAGCUGGUGCGGUUCACAAAAUUGCAUAGACUCCCCUCGAGGCACAUUCACGAUGCGUUGCAGCUCGCAUAUGACUCCCUAAAGACACCCGAGCACGUGAGACCGCAGAGUCUGGUAUUCGAAGACAUGCUUGAGUCGAAGGUAGCCAUGGAGGCACUUGAGGUAUAUUUGCAGGGUGAAGACUUUCUUCCGCAAGCCACGCCGUAUACGAUCUUGCGUAUGCUGCAGUGUCAAGUCAUGUCCGCGACCGUACAAGAGCCCCUUGAUCUGGCAGCUUUCUUUGCUUUCGCGGUUGCGUGA